AUGGGUAUCUCUCGUGAUUCUCGCCACAAGCGCAGCGCCACCGGUGCCAAGCGCGCUUUCUACCGCAAGAAGAGAGCCUUCGAGAAGGGUCGCCAGCCCGCUAACACCCGUAUCGGCACCAAGCGCAUCCACUUGGUCCGCACCCGUGGUGGUAACACCAAGUACCGUGCCCUCCGUCUCGAGUCCGGUAACUUCUCCUGGGGCUCCGAGGGCGUUGCCCGCAAGACCCGUGUCAUCGGUGUCUCUUUCCACCCCUCCAACAACGAGCUGGUCCGCACCAACACCCUGACCAAGUCCGCCGUUGUCCAGAUUGACGCUGCUCCUUUCCGUCAAUGGUACGAGGCCCACUACGGCCAGGGCGUCGGCCGUCGCCGCCAGCAGAAGACCGAUGUCACUGAGGAGAAGAAGAGCAAGUCUGUUACCAAGAAGCAGGCUGCCCGUUACGCCGAGCAGGGCAAGGUUGAGGGUGCCAUCGAGCGCCAGUUCGAGUCCGGUCGUCUGUACGCUGUUGUCUCUUCUCGCCCCGGCCAGUCCGGCCGUGUCGACGGUUACAUCCUGGAGGGUGACGAGCUGGCUUUCUACCAGAAGGCUAUCCGCAAGUAA
This is a messenger RNA of Penicillium malachiteum, 603 nucleotides long. RefSeq names its product 40S ribosomal protein eS8. Bases 1 to 603 code for a protein of 200 amino acids. NCBI's taxonomy places the organism in Eukaryota, Fungi, Ascomycota, Eurotiomycetes, Eurotiales, Aspergillaceae. The transcript is spliced from 2 exons. The record is from RefSeq and is a predicted model, not a curated record. Gene Ontology annotation, molecular function: structural constituent of ribosome. Gene Ontology annotation, biological process: translation; maturation of SSU-rRNA from tricistronic rRNA transcript (SSU-rRNA, 5.8S rRNA, LSU-rRNA). Gene Ontology annotation, cellular component: cytosolic small ribosomal subunit; ribosome.